CGUCAACUUCCGGCCAGCGCCGAAGUGUAAAAAAAAAAAAAAAUCGAUCGGAAAAGGCCGGCGGCCCCGAGUUCAUCUUCGGGUAUUUCCGGAUAACUUCGGCGAUUUCCGCCGCCCCGCCCGAGGCUCUCCCGAAGGCGGAGCGGACGAAAAACGAGAGUUUCUUUCGCGGCGAUGGGACAAACCAGGAUCUGAGCCAAAAAGCAGGUGAGAAGGAAGGCGAUGCUGGCUUAGUCUCCUGGCUCCAAGGAACCGGCCGGGCAAAGGGAUUGCAAAAAGCCUUGCCUAGGAUGUCGGAGCCACUGCCCUUGUCUUACGUGACAGCCCAAGAGAUGCGCUGCCUCCUGCACUGGCUGUCCAGCUGGACUCUGGCCCAACGGGAACGCUUCCUCCGAGACCUGGUGGACAAGGCCGUCCCUUGGAAGCUGUCCCCCCUGCUGGAGAGCCUGUCGGGGCUCCGGAUGGGCUCUGAUAAGCCCCCGUCCAUCUACGAGUGUCAGAUGCGCCUCUGGGACCAGUGGUUCCGCAGCUGGUCGGAAGCCGAACGCAACGAGUUUGUCCGGCAGAUGGAAGAAGAGAUGCCGGAUUUGGCGGGACGGUUUUACCAAGAAGUGGCCGCCACCGCCAGACAAACCUGAGGCAGCCGGUGGCGCUCUCCUUUCCGUCUCGUUUUUAUUUUUAUUUUGGACCGAUUUCUCUGGACGUCUUCAGCCGGCUGCUGUGAAAGCUUGGCCAAAGGCCCUUCCCGUGUGCUACCCUGAAUAAUAUGAAAAUAAAAUAUUGUUUCUUCUUCUC
This is a messenger RNA of Ahaetulla prasina, 795 nucleotides long. It is a transcript of the gene C4H14orf119, whose product is annotated as chromosome 4 C14orf119 homolog. The coding region runs from base 291 to 638 and encodes 115 amino acids. The transcript is spliced from 2 exons. The record is from RefSeq and is a predicted model, not a curated record. NCBI's taxonomy places the organism in Eukaryota, Metazoa, Chordata, Lepidosauria, Squamata, Colubridae.